Messenger RNA from Drosophila ananassae, 5247 nucleotides. RefSeq names its product titin. NCBI's taxonomy places the organism in Eukaryota, Metazoa, Arthropoda, Insecta, Diptera, Drosophilidae. The transcript has a single exon. Bases 179 to 4903 code for a protein of 1574 amino acids. The record is from RefSeq and is a predicted model, not a curated record.
AGUUUGGCUUGCAACGUGUUGAGUGCAACAUAUACGCGAGUGUCCACAUUUGCUAGAAAUUUAGCCCAAACUGGCUGACUCGAAAAUAGGUCAACAGGAGAGUAGACUGUCUCACGGCCACGCCCCCACAGUGACGGCCCCCACCCCAGAGGAGGAGGUGGACACGAAGACGCCAUCAAUGUCGCAGACAGUAGCUAAUAAUAAUAUUAAUAAUAAUUCGCAGCGGCCUGUUCGCACCGAUGAUGGCGACAUCGUAAAUCAAAAGGCUGAGUCAGCCAUGUUUUGGUCGCCAAUGGCGCCGCCGGAAGUGCCGGGAAUGGCAGGGCGAUUUCCGGUGGGGCAAGGGAUCACCUACGAUGCCAGAUUUCCAAUGAAUCAACAAAAACAUCAAUCUACAAUUUACAAAAAUAGUGGCAAUAAUUUGACAGUGAAUGGUUUCCAUCAGCAAUGUUUCCAUUCAGGAGAGACAUCCGGAAAAUUUCCGAUGCAUCAGAAAGUAAGCGAAAAUCUACGUUUUCCCAUGAAUGUUUGGAAUGUAUCUAAAUUGAAGCAUGAAAAUCUCAAGGAAAAGAUUUUCCAAACUAAUAAUCCAAGCAUACCCACAGAGAUUAAAGAAGAAUUUGUUCCAAUAUAUCAAGUAUACGCACAGUCGGCACUGGGCUUUCCUCUGCAUCACGUAUACGCCCCGUUGUGCCGAACUUUUCCAGACUUGAAGCAAUUGCCGAGAAAGAAUUCGGGUGAUAGUGAUGCCUUACCACAAAUAAGCACCACAAUGACCAGACGGAACCAGGUGGUGGUGACCAGCUCACCCGUAGCGAUGAUGGCACCCCAGGAAUUUCCAAUAAUUAAAAAACAAUUUGUUACGAUCAGACGUUUUCCCAAUUAUCGGGCAAUGGCAAAUGCCAAUGAUUAUGAGGAUGAUGAUGAUGGACCAGGAGAUCCAUCUCCACAUACCAACUCAAAGCAAGCAACAACAAUGACGCAGACGAGCCUCGACAAAGUCACCAAAAUAGACAUAGAAGGUGGUGCCGAUGAUGUACAUAAGGCGUUUGAUAAUGAACUCGAGGCUGAUGGCGAUGAUGGCGCUGAGUGGCGGGUGGAUGUGGAGGUGGAGGUGGAGGCGGCAGCAGCAGCAGCAUUAAACUUGAACGCCACCAUAGAGGUGGCGCUGGUGGCAAGGGAAAUCGAGCAUCAACAGGCGGAAAAUUUUAAUGACGCCUUCGGUCCGAUUCCGAGUCCGAAUCCGAGUCCGAGUCAGAAUCAUCAGAAGCUACUACACGACCACAAAAACAGAACCAGUAGAAUUAGAGAUAAUCGAGAAAAACAAAAUGACGACGCCAUGAAUUUGGCCAAAAAUAAACACGAAAUAUGCGAGCAAAGCAAAUCAGAGAAGGCCGAAGAUCAUAAUGAGCUAAAUAUGACUAAAUCGGCGAGAGAUCAAGAGCACCAGAGCCAGUCAAUAUGCUUUACCAGGGAACAAACAAUAGAUGAUAUAGAUCGGUAUGGGAUUCGGAAAACCACCAACCACCGCCAGCUCUCAGACGCGCGCGAAUCGUCGCCAGAGCAAGACCGCGAGCCAAAUCCGUAUUCGAAUUCUUAUCCGUAUCCCAAUCCCAUAACCGUAACCCGGCCAAAUAUAGAAUUACUAAAGAGUUCUGUUCGCGCUUUUCUCAACAACAACGACGACAAAGAUAGCUCUCCGGCGGAUUGGGACUGGGAGCUGCUCGAUCUCUUAACGGAGGCGAUUGAAUUGUUGUGCCAAAAAGCGGAAACGGGUAACCUUUGGAGCGAGGCUGUCGAAGGAGCGGAGCGGAGUGACAUGACCGUCACCAAGGUCAGCGAGGAGCGGGACUCAGAAACGGUCGACGUUUAUCCCGAGCCACUCGAACAGCAGACUCCCGAAGUUGAUGACAAUAACAAUAGCCAGAUCGGAGAUCCCAAUCCCAGCAACGAUAUGAAGUACGAGCUGAGAGCCUCCACUGCCCCCACGACAGCAACAACACUGCCCAUUCGGAGUACCAGGCUACCGGACACACCCACCAGCAGGCUGAGCACUACGAGCACUUCAAGAGGACUACCCACAUCGACAUUACCCACCACCACUCCCCUGUUGGGCGAACUGAAACGCAGCUCCUCCAGUCGCGAUGAUAUCUCCAUUGAUCCUGACUCCGUGCUGCCGGAGCGGACGCGCCUGCGUCGUCAGAGACGUAUGCGAUCCCAAGAUUCGGUGGAGGAGAAGCCGGAGGAUGUGAUCGAGCGGAUAAACAAGCUCAAGGCACGCAUUUCCGGGGCCCUCAGCGAGGUCAAGAACGUCAUCAAGCAGUACAGCACGGAGAGCGAGGCAGAGGUAGCAGGGGAGAAGCCCCUGGAGGCGCUAUCGAAGCCAUCCUCCAGUGGUGCCGUAAAGGAGCCAUCAUCAGCUCCAGUUCCCUUUAGAUUUGUGAAGAAAGUACGUCGUCGGAGCUACUUUGAUGAGGCGGAAGAGGAAAAGGAGCAAGCUGGAGAGGAUCAGGGAAAAGUGGCCCUAGAAGAAAUCAAGGAAACCAAAAUCAAAAGGGAAGCUACACCAUUUCCCAAAGAAGAUACUACUUCUGAGAAAAAAGAAGCUGAAUUGGAUAAUCAGGACAUUAAAAAGGAGAAACUAGCAGAAAAGGAUCUUCAAGAUCAUCAAGAAACUAAAGUCCAAUCUGAGGAAGAACAAACAGUUUUGGAAAAUCAGGAGCCUAAAAUAAUUGAAGAAUCAGCAACAAAUGAAAAAGUUAUUGAAAAAGAUGCAACUGAAAGCAUUCAAGAGCCAAAACAGGAAGAACACAUUUCAGAACCAACACUUAAUGACAUCCAACUAAAUGAAUCUAAACCAGAAACCAUAUCAGAACCCAAAGAAUCAAUUAAAGUCAAUGGCGAAGUAGUUCAGAGUAAGCCUCCAGAGAAAAAUAAAACCCAAACCAAAAUAGAGUUCCUGGCCAAAGUGCAAAGUGAACUGAAAUCUAAACCCCCAAAGGAGAAGACAGAGAAGAAACCCAAUGAAGUUAAGAAAGAGGAGCAACCUGAAAAGUCGACUGUUGAUGUAACUGAUGAUUCAUCACAAGCUGGGGCACAGGCCACACCCAAGAUCAAGAAGAAAGUCAUUGUGAAGGUAAAGAAUUCGCGACGCGCCUCGAUUGCCGCUGUGGAACCGUCCAAGAUCAAGGUGGAACCGGCCGUGGAGCAGAGCGAUGCUCUCAUCGCACAAAGGAGGCCCUCCGAUUCCGAGGCGAUUGUCAAGCGCAAGAAGAAGCUGAAAUUAAUGGGCACCAUUGCAGAUGCAACAGCAGCAACAGCAACAGCAGCAACAGCAACAGCAACCGAAACGGCAGCAACAAUUUCAACAACUUCCGGCUAUCAGAGGGAGGAGACGACAGAGAAACAAGCAACGUCGCCAGAGGUCAAGACAGUGCCAGCCAAGUUGCCUAUUGCCAAAAGUGGCCAAGGAGAAGCGACAACAGCAACAGAGACAACAGCAUCAGCAGCAACAGAAGCAACACCAAUUGUAGCAACAGCAACUGAGAAAACAAUCGAUGGCGAUUCAGUAAAAAGUGGCAAUCAAGCGCCAUCUCCCGAUCGAAGCAGACGCGCCAGCCUGAAACUAGACGAGCUGGUGGGUGGAACACUGCCACUGGUGGUGCCAGCGGUUAAAACAGUCAUCCCAGUACCAGAACCACAAACUCAUUAUCCAGAGCCACCGUCACCGGCACAGGAACAGGCAUUGCCGACUAUCGACGAGUCCAAAGAACCCAUCAAUCAGUUGCAGUCGCACGUACAGGUGCAACAGGUGGCCAUCGGCGCUGACAUUGCUCCGCAAAUAGCAGCGACAUUGAGGCACGAAGAGUCAUCAGCGCAGCCAUCGGUAGAAGCUACAAAAGUCGCCGAACAAUCAGCACCCGCGGACAGUCUAGAUUCAGCCAUCACGAUGCCGGAGCUGAAAGUACUCGCCGGUCCGGUGCAGCCCGUUAAGAUCGAGACGGUGGAGCAGCCCCUGGAUGUGGCCAAAAGUGAUCAGCCACUGGUGGUGGGCAAAAAGAAAUCGGUGACAGCAACGCCUCAUCUUAAAAAGCUAGUGCGCAAAAAUUCCAUAGACAAGAAGGAUAAAGAUGUUGUGGAGCAGCAGAAACAGGAUUCCACCAAGCUCAGCAAUAUCCUGCGCGAUAAAAACAAAAUCAACGAGCUGUCCUCCAGGAUCAAUAAACUAACGCCACCAAAGAAGCAAGUAAAGCCCAAAGAAGAACCAAAAAAACCAGAGGAGGAGGAGGUUCCCAAGGCAGAGGAGGACACCCCACUUGACGUCCCAACGGAAACCGUACAGGAUCAAGAAGAGGAUCAAGUGGCAGAACCAGAACCGGAACCCGAGCCGGCGCCUGUGCCGAAAAAAGUGCGAAAAGUCAAAAAGAAGGUUAUCAUUAAGCGGCAGAAACGCCGUCUCUCCAUUGGCGACACAUUCUUCCUGCAGCCGGAACCCGAGGAGCCCACAAUCCCCGAGAUCGAGACCAUCGAACGGGCCAUAGCCUACGUCACCGAUGACGAGGAGGAGGCGGAGGCCCCAGCCGAGGAGAAAGCAGAGCCGGAACCCCGAAAAUCCUGCCUACACGUGAGGGAGUACAAGAUUGGGGACCUGGUCUUAUACGCAGAACGAUAUCGGAAGACUCAGGUGCGUUGGAAACGGGGACGAGUGCUCGAGAGGAUUACCAGCAUUUCCUACAAACUGGAGAUCGAGGGUAAGGAGGUUCCCGCCCAUGUCAGUUACAUCAAAAAGUAUACAGGACGCAAGGUGCGUUUCGGGGGCAAGGAGUACCUGGAGAUCGACUACGAACAGGUGGCCGAGGAGGAGCGCCGGGCGGCCAGCUACAGCAUAUGGAACAUGGUGUAGGAUCAAGUGUAAUCCCAAAGCCAAUUACAAAAAUACAUAUACCCUUAGUGGUGUCCAGUGUCCAGUCACAUUUUGAGUGGAAUUAAAAAAUUUGUUGCCAACGAACGAUUUUUUAAGGAUCUCAACAACGACAUUCAGUUUUAGUCUUUAGUGUCCUAGUGUCUAAUAUAAUACGUAUGUAUAUCCUAGUUAUCCUAGUGUUUAGUGUAAAUAUUCCAGCUGCGUUUCGUUUCGGUUUACAUUUUAAGUACUCUCUGGUAUGUGUGUAAUUUUAUUUUAAACAAAAAAAACAAGGCAAAAACAAGGCAAUUUAAUGUUAAAUAAAGCGUGAAAUAUUUCAGUUA